Messenger RNA from Habropoda laboriosa, 2777 nucleotides. It is a transcript of the gene Gli, whose product is annotated as cholinesterase. The record is from RefSeq and is a predicted model, not a curated record. The transcript has 8 exons. Lineage: Eukaryota; Metazoa; Arthropoda; Insecta; Hymenoptera; Apidae. The coding region runs from base 131 to 2725 and encodes 864 amino acids. Gene Ontology annotation, cellular component: septate junction; tricellular tight junction; cell surface.
GUUUCUUAGAAGAGACGGUGCGGUGCUCUCUUCGCUUCACUACGUGUCCGGGGAAGUGCUACGCGUGUGUACACACCAACAAACCACACCUGUCCCGUCCAUUGUGAAACACCAAUCCGUACGCGGCAAGAUGGCCGCGUAUAGUUUGUACCUGUCGAUUGGACGCGUCUGUUUUUAUAUAUGCCUCUUCAUAAUUAUGGUGUUGUGUCAGGAACAAAUAUCCCCGGGUAGUCGGUACUACAGCCGUGAUGGAGUGUAUGUGCCUCCUAACGGACCUGAUCACCGUACCGACACUUAUAUUUACAAAGAUAGGCGGUAUGGCUAUCGUCCCAGUUACCUGGAUCCUGUUUAUGGAGGAGCUACGAAAGUACCGGAGGAUAGGUACCUCUACGAGGAUACAACUUCAAGACUUCCUCUACCAGGAGUGCUAGGUGGUUGGCGUGAAGAUCUUCAAGGUAGAGAGAGGCCAGACUCUAAGAAUCAAGACAGAGAUGUGAAUGUCAUUACUGCUUAUGGACAAGUGCAAGGAUUUAAAGUUUAUCUGUAUGAUGAUCCAGAAGCAAGGCAUAGACCCUGGAAUCUACCAGUUGAGAGAGUUACUAAGGAUGUUAAUGUGUUCCUGGGUAUUCCUUAUGCAAUGCCACCUAUUAAGGAAGGACGGUUCAAACCACCCAGACCUCACAGAGGCUGGCAGCUGUUGCAAGCUGUUGAUUGGGGACCAGCCUGUCCUCAACCUAGUUCUUACACUGGUGCCACUAAAGGAAUCCGAGAUGUGGAUGAAGACUGCUUGUACUUGAAUAUUUUUACUCCAUAUGUUGGUUCUGGUGUGGCUCAACCUUAUCCAGUAAUGUUCUAUAUUCAUGGUGGAGAAUUUACUCAUGGGGCUAGUAAUUUAUUUCCAGGCCAUAUGAUGGCUGCAUUUUACAAUGUAGUAGUUGUCUCUAUUAAUUAUCGAUUGGGUGCACUGGGAUUCCUAAGUACAGGAGAUGAGAACAGCCCUGGGAACUAUGGAAUUCUGGAUCAAGCUAUGGCACUGAGAUGGGUAUAUGACAAUAUCAGAGCUUUCAAUGGUAAUCCUGAUGCAAUAACUCUUUUUGGACCUGGUGCUGGUGCAGCAAGUGCUGGAUUAUUAAUGCUUGCACCUAGAACAAGGGACAUGGUGUCAAAAGUGAUAGCUCAAUCAGGCUCUGUACUGGCAGAUUGGGCAGUUAUAAUAGACAAAUAUAGAGCACAGAAUACAUCCAGAGUAUAUGCAGAAACAUUGGGCUGUAGUAUAGAAAGCAGUUGGAAAUUGGUGCAGUGUUUGAAAGAUUUUAGAUCUUCUUUUGAACUGGGUAAUUCUGAGUUAAGACCACAUAUUGGAAUGUUUCCAUGGGCUCCAGUAUUGGAUACUAAUUACACAGUACCAAGUGACAAUUGGUAUGAAGACUGGAGAGCAUCCGACUGGCAUUUCUUUGAGGAAACACCUGAAGAAAGUAUAAAGAAUCACAAGUUUAAAUAUAAUUUGGCAUACAUGACUGGAGUAACCACUCAAGAAGCAGCAUACAUUAUAUAUAACAAUGCCACAUUAGCCAGAAACCAAUAUAUCAUAGAUUUAGAAUUAUUUGAUCAAAAAAUAUGGGAACUAGUUCUUCAGUAUAACUAUACUCUUAAUCCUCAAGGUGUUUAUGAAGCUAUAAAAUAUAUGUACACAUAUUGGCCAGAUCCUAAAAAUAUUACGCAUAUUCGCGACCAGUAUAUUAAUCUUUUAUCUGAUUUCCAUUACGUGGCGCCUUUUGACAAAAUUACCAAAUUAUUAGUGGAGAAAGACGUGCCUACAUAUCUAUAUGUGUUAAACACAUCUGUAGAAGCAUUAAAUUUGCCACAAUGGCGAAGAGUUCCUCACAAUAUCGAGCUUUUUUGGUUAAUAGGUGCUCCCUUCAUGGAUGUUGAAUUUUUCCCCCAAAAAUGGAAUUUAAAACGAGAUAUGUGGACAGAUAACGAUCGUAAUAUGAGUCGUUUUUUUAUGCAAGCAUACGCAAAUUUUGCAACAUAUGGAAAUCCCACACCUUCACAAAUCUUGGGAUUGCACUUUGAUGUUGCCAAAGUUGGCCAGUUACGCUACCUGAAUAUUAAUACUACCUUCAACAGUUCAAUUUUAUUGAACUACAGACAAACUGAAAGUGCCUUUUGGUCUAUGUAUUUACCAACAGUUAUUGGUCGUUUGGUACCUACAUAUCCCCCAGUUACUGAAUAUUGGUGGGAGCCAAAGCAACCCCUACAAAUUGCAUUUUGGUCAGUGUCCACCGUAUGUUUGCUGUUAAUUGUGCUCUCUGUGGUGUGCUGUAUGCUUUGGCGCAAUGCCAAAAGACAAUCUGACCACUACUAUAGCGGAGAUAUCCUGAUGGUACGAGACGAUGAACCCUCGGAGGGAAUGGAAAAUAUGAAUCGAUCCUCGAAGGAGAACGUUUACGAGUACCGCGAUACACCACCCAUUAGAUCCAGGAUACCGCGACAAAAUGAAGUGAAACUUCAGGAACGAUUGGCGCAAAAUCGAAAAUUUAGCUCGACUCCGUCGCUAAGGAGCAACUCGAACAUCUCGUUGAAGGAUAUGAGGUCGGAGGGAUUCGUUACCAGUUCACCAAACGGGCAACCUAGACUGAACAAAGCGAUGAGUCAGACUUCAUUAUCCAAAGGUAAAAGUAAGACGCAUUUAGUACAAGGUACCCCGCAAACAGCUGUAUAAUAUUCUCUUCAUUGAGUACUUCUGCAGUCGCUUUAUUUAUAUCACUGAACAA